Messenger RNA from Rodentolepis nana, 645 nucleotides. NCBI's taxonomy places the organism in Eukaryota, Metazoa, Platyhelminthes, Cestoda, Cyclophyllidea, Hymenolepididae. The record is from the annotation of a GenBank genome assembly.
AUGAGAACAAAUCUCAAAUCUGAUGGACGUUCUGCUAGUUCUACCGACAACUAUACUGAAAUAAAGAGCAACCAACAUCACUUUAAUGAAGUUAUAUUUGGAGGUUCUGAGAGCACAUCAAGAAGGACCAGUGAAGUAGAAGAAGAUGCUUUCAAUUCUUCUUCUUCUUCAGUGAAAGGAAGAGUCAGAACGAGUAGGAGAAGUGGUACGCUACGUUCAAAUAACUUCAAAGAGUCCCAGUCCUUGAGUUUCGACCAAGUGGAAAAAUGGCGUCCACGAUUAUUUCGACAGACGUCAACACCAACAAAGUCAUCUACCUCUGAUCGUGUCAGAGGAUCAGCAGAUACCUUGAAAGAGGAUGAUAAGUCAACCAAUCAUUCAUCAACCCUGGAGAUUGAGGACUCGCUUGAGUUUCAAGAAGACCUGAAUAAUGCUAUGGAUUACGCGAAUCCAAAUAAUGGGAAAGAACUCAAUGCGAAGAUAGGCAUAAAAGGAAAUGCCGAACAGAUUGUGUACGGAAAGUGGUUUGAUUUCAAUGAUGAUGUGGUUACUGAAAUUAGUAGCGAGAAUUUUAAGAAUGUCUUCCAGGGUCAUGAGUGCGCUUACAUGCUGUUUUACAGAAGGCGUAACAAGUCAAACACUUAG